UCCUGGGGGCGGUGAGGUUUACUGGCAGUCGGAGUGAACAAAAAAACCGAAGUGGAACAGAGCGUGCGAAAAAAUACCAGUAAUAACCUCGGAGGGGCCCCGACAGGGACUGAAACUGUGACUGCAGGCAAUCGGGUCUGUGCUCCCGAUCUAAGCCAGAGAUGACCACCGAGAAGACUACAUACUCUCCCGUGGAGGGGCUAUCCUCUCCACCAACGCUCCCCGGACAGCCAGCGUUUCCUGUCGCAUUUGACAUGAAUAUGGCAGGCCCAAAUAUGUACGGAGGACCUGCCCCAGGUGGUGCACCUGCUCCUACUGGUUUCCUUGCUUCAAGUGAUGCACCUGCUCCUACUGGUUUCCUUGCUCCAGGUGGUAUCUCUGCUCCAGGUGGGUUCCCUGCCCCUGGUGGGUUCCCUGCCCCUGGUGGGUUCCCUGCUCCUGGUGAGUUCCCUGCUCCUGGUGGUCUCCCUUUACCCCCACCAACUGCUUUUGGACGGGCUGUCCCCGGAGCUUUCGGAACGACCGACCCUCAAGGCGGCUCACCCUACUCGUCCCCAGGCCAGGGCUUCAGUGGUAAUGAUGAGGUUUUCCACAAUGAGGACGACCCACCACCCUUUCAUGAGAAUCAAGACUUUGAUUUUGGAUUAGACAACAAGAGCAUAAGAAGAGCCUUUAUUCGAAAGGUGUUCUUGGUAUUGACUGCUCAGCUGUUGGUGACAUUCGCCUUUGUGGCUGUUUUCACCUUCGUGCAUGAAGUCAAGGCAUUUGUCAUGGUGAACAUCUGGACCUACUUGGUGUCCUACGCUGUUUUCUUUGUGUCCGUCUGUGUGAUCAGCUGCUGUGGAAGCGUUCGCCGAAGACAUCCUUGGAACCUGGUUGCAUUGUCUGUCUUGACUCUCAGUAUGUCCUACAUGGUGGGAAUGAUCGCCAGCUUCCACGACACAGAGUCAGUGGUAAUGGCAGUGGGCAUCACAGCAGUGGUGUGCUUCACAGUGGUCCUCUUCUCUCUGCAGACCAAGUACGACUUCACUUCCUGUUAUGGUGUGCUUUUCGUCUGUUUAAUUGUCCUGAUCAUCUUCGGCCUCCUCUGCAUCUUCAUCCGCGACAGGAUUCUGCACAUUGUGUACGCUGGACUGGGAGCUUUGCUCUUCACCUGUUUCUUGGCGGUGGACACGCAGCUGCUGCUGGGCAACAAGGAACUGGCCCUGAGUCCAGAAGAAUACAUCUUUGGUGCUCUCAACCUGUACAUGGACAUCAUCAACAUCUUCCUCUAUAUUCUUGCCAUUGUUGGAAGAGCGAGGGGGAGCUGAGCAGGAGGAACAACAGAAAUAAAUUCUGAAGGAAAAUUACUUUGAGUUCACGUCUAGAAGUCACUUUUAUUUCGUCUUGUAGUGCGCAUUAAUCAUAGCUUGAGGAUAAUUUGCUUCACCCUGUGUAAAUGUGAUUUUUUUGAUAAUAUAUAUAGAUAGUCUAUGUUGUAGUUUGGGGGUUUAUGAAAGUUUUAUGAGGUAUAUGACGUGUUGUACAGAACUUAAUUUUGAUUUAGAAAGUUAAACAAAAUCAAAACUGUAUAAACAUUUGACACUAGCUUUUUUUCCCUGGGCUUUCAACUGUAUCACAGUCUUCAUCAGCAAAAGGAGUUUGAUCAGUUGUCAUGGAGAUAAAAGUGUUGACAUCUUGUUGUGUGGUUAUUUCCAAGGUCAAGAUUGAAUAUAACCGACAAGCUAGUGAGGAUGAGAAGGUGCAGGGAAGAAAUCAUUCCUUCUGCACAUCCAUCACCAUGACAACUGAGUAAACUACAUCAGUUGGUGAAUACUGUGAUGUGAUUGAAAGCCCUAAUUGAAGCUAGUAAGCAGACCUUGUUUUUGUUUUGUUUGUUUUUUGUCAAACCACUAUUUCCAAGGUGAAAAAUAACCUUUACUGCUGUAUAAAGUUUUUUUUAAACCUGA
This is a messenger RNA of Epinephelus lanceolatus (giant grouper), 1949 nucleotides long. It is a transcript of the gene grinab, whose product is annotated as glutamate receptor, ionotropic, N-methyl D-aspartate-associated protein 1b (glutamate binding). The record is from RefSeq and is a predicted model, not a curated record. Gene Ontology annotation, biological process: negative regulation of apoptotic signaling pathway. NCBI's taxonomy places the organism in Eukaryota, Metazoa, Chordata, Actinopteri, Perciformes, Serranidae. Gene Ontology annotation, cellular component: endoplasmic reticulum; Golgi apparatus; membrane.